Messenger RNA from Pygocentrus nattereri (red-bellied piranha), 2587 nucleotides. RefSeq lists its product as uncharacterized. Gene Ontology annotation, biological process: negative regulation of DNA replication; negative regulation of cell cycle. Gene Ontology annotation, cellular component: nucleus. The transcript is spliced from 5 exons. NCBI's taxonomy places the organism in Eukaryota, Metazoa, Chordata, Actinopteri, Characiformes, Serrasalmidae. The record is from RefSeq and is a predicted model, not a curated record. Bases 1 to 1539 code for a protein of 512 amino acids.
AUGCAAACGCGACUUCCACAGACUGAGGAUAAUGGACCUUGGUCAGAUGAAUCUAAUACUGAGAUCAUGUUUGAUUUCACCUCAGAGGAAUCCCUCUGCACAGACUCAUCAGAGAUUCUCACACUGGAAGUUCUCGAGCCCUCUAAGGACCACCUGGAUGAGGCCUUGGAGCUGAACAGACAGCUCCAUGCCUCUCUACAGAGGAAACAGAAGGAAAUCUCAGCUUUAAAGGAGAAAAACGCUCAGCUGAAGGAAUUAGCCAAGCAGGCUGAGCAGUACGCCACUAUACUGGACGUCCUCAUACCGCAGCCUGUGAAAGGCUGUGUGUCACACCCGGCUUCUAGCACUGAGCCAUCAGAAUGGCAUUUUACAGCACCAGAGGGUUCUUGGCUCCCUUCUGUCCCGAUAAACACAGAGCAACAGGCCUGCUCACAGACACAUGGAGCAAAGAGACAGUUAUGGCCCACUGACCACAAUGGCUACUCAAACAAUUCUGACCAUGAGGUCUAUUCAAGAAGUUCUGGCCAGGAACCCUACUUAAGAAGUUCUGACCAUGAUGUCUACUCAAGAAGUUCUGACCAUGAGAUCUGUUCAAGAGGUUCUGGCCAGGAACCCUACUCAAGAAGUUCUGACCAUGAGGUCUACUCAAGAAGUUCUGACCAUGAGAUCUGUUCAAGAGGUUCUGGCCAGGAACCCUACGUAAGAAGUUCUGACCAUGAUGUCUACUCAAGAAGUUCUGACCAUGAGGUCUACUCAAGAAGUUCUGAUUAUGAGAUCUGUUCAAGAGGUUCUGGCCAGGAACCCUACUCAAGAAGUUCUGACCAUGAGGUCUACUCAAGAAGUUCUGACCAUGAGAUCUGUUCAAGAGGUUCUGGCCAGGAACCCUACUCAAGAAGUUCUGACCAUGAACCCAACUCCAAAAGUUCAGACCCUAAACUCUUCUCCAAAAGCUCUUGCCAUGAAUCCUACUCAAAAAGUUCUGAUGCUGAGGUCUACUUAAGAAAUUCUGACCAUAAGCUCUACUCCCAAAGUUCUGGACAUGCCUCAUAUUCAAGUUCUGACCAUGAACCCUACUCCAAGACUGCUGACCAUAAUCUCUAUUCACAAAGUUAUGACCAUGAGGUCUACUCAAACAGUGUGAAUAGUUCAGCUGUAGAAUAUAGUGUGAAUGGAGAAAACCCUGAUCCAAAAAGGCUCAAACUGGACCAUUACCCUCUUCAGCUGGACUACAAAGACCUCACUUCACAAACUGAGCAGGUCUAUUUAAAGUCAACAGAAGAUUCACCUUCAAAUAAGACUAAUCACUGCACUCUGAACACAGAGAUGAUCCAGGUGUAUGGAUCUUUCCAUGGGCUAAAAGUGGUGAUGGCCAGGUGCUCUGACCUUUCAGAGCAUGGAAAGGAAGAGCUUGUGUGUUUUAAAACCUCCAUCAGAGAGCACAGCACGGUCAGGACCAAUGUGUUCCCACACGGCAAAACCUUCACCUCUCGCACACCUGACGGCAGCUGCAGGUUCCUCUGGGUUCCAAACCAGAACUGAACCAUUUCCUCUUUUCACAGAUCAAAUAUUUAUAUUCAGUGAUUCAGCAGAUGCAUCUGAAUCUGCACCUCCAAUCUGAUCUGGAACAUUCAUUUCAUUAUGUACCUUAUUACAAAUAACUAAUCACUAAGAUUAUUUUAUUUCACUAAUUUAAUGUCAUAUUUUCUCUUGAUCAUUUGCUACACACUUGAAAUAUGGGCGUCCUGAACUAGACACAUGCAUGUGUUACAUCUAACACAUAUUUUGACACAUUAUUUUUAACGCAUAAAGUGUGAAAACAGAUAACACUCAACAAGAUAUUGCACUGCUCCACAUGGAAAAACAUAUAUGUAGAUGUAUUUUUGCAUAUUUGAAAUACCUUUUAAACACAUUGCAGUCCAUGCUGAAAUACAUUCCAAACACUAAAUUGUAUUUCAGAAUAUUUAGCUAUAUUAACCAAAUGUAUGGGGACAUAUUACACAUAGAAAUGUACCAAACAGAAAUGAAUGUAUGUAAAUGUGUUUAUCACAUCUAUUUGAAAAUGCAUGAAAACAGCCAGAGUCCUGUCUGAUGCACUUCAUUGUUUGAUACCUUUAGAAAGGAAUUUGUAUUCCAGCAUCUUCAUUUUAAAUAUUAGCAAACGAACCUUUAACAUGACAACAGCGAGUGUUGUGGGUAUUAAAUGUUGUGGGUGUUAAAUUCGUAGUGGAGGAUGUUACUGUGAGAUCUGGGUUAGUGAACACUUUAUUACUCGCUGUUCAUUUAACAGACAUUUACCUCCGGAGUGCUCCACACCUAGAAUACAGUAGUACAGAAACAUCCCUAACAUUAUUUAUGGAGUAUUAAUCUUUCUGAAGUAACCUUUAACAAAAAAUGCCUGUUGUGCACUGUAGAAAAAAUGUACUGCAUAAGAACACUUUUGUACUAACAAGGUAAAUAUAAAUGUAAACGCACAGUAAAUGUCUUAAGGCUCAAUUGCCUACCUUAAAUGAUGGACCUUUGAGGGAACCAGCCCAGUGACAGUUUAGCAUCUUUUUUCUGAGAUUUUUACAAAUCAAAAUGUCUUAUA